GAAUAGAUUAUAGUAUUAGUAACUUUAACCAUUGAGCACUCGACUUUUGCUUUUGUUUCCACUAUGAUAUAUAGCUUGUUCUUCCAUCAACUUGGUGACUUCCUUACGUAAAUUCUCGACGAAGCAACCCUGACCAUAACCACACUCUCUCAAGUCCCAAGAAAGAACCCUCUCACCUAGCUAGCUAUCAAACUACCGAUUCAUAGCACUCUUCUCUUCCUCACUUAUGCGAAACGCAAACAUGGUUCUCGUUCUCCUUUUCCUUAUGGCAAUCUUCUCCGCCAUGACCACUCCGUCAACCUCCGCGAUCGACACCUUCAUCUUCGGCGGCUGCUCCCAGGCCAAGUUCACGCCGGGUUCCGCCUACGAAAACACCGUCAACUCCCUCCUAACCUCGCUGGUCAACUCUGCGGCCUUCGCCAACUACAACAACUUCACCGUUCCAGCCUCUUCCGACACCGUCUACGGCCUCUUCCAGUGCCGUGGCGACCUCCCCAACGACCAGUGCUCGCGCUGCGUCUCGCGUGCGGUCACCCAGCUCGGCACCCUCUGCUUUGCCUCCUGCGGCGGUGCCUUGCAGCUCGACGGCUGUUUCGUCAAGUACGACAACACCACCUUCAUUGGGGUUGAGGACAAGACCUUGGUCAGCAAGAAAUGUGGGCCGUCCGUUGGGUUGACCUCCGAUGCGCUGAGCCGGAGAGAUGCUGUGCUGGCAUAUUUACAGACGUCCGAUGGGGUUUACAAGACAUUCAGAACGAGCGGUUAUGGGGAUUUCCAGGGUGUGGCGCAGUGCACCGGGGAUUUGAGUCCCAGCCAGUGCCAGGAUUGUCUUUCUGAUUCCAUCCAACGCUUCAAAACCGAUUGCGGGCCCACUACCUGGGCUGAGAUUUACUUGGCCAAGUGCUACGCGCGCUACUCAGAAGCUGGGACUCGCUCGCGUGCUAAUAAUAAUGAUGAUAGCAAUCACAAUGAUGAUGAGAUCGAGAAGACACUCGCUAUUUUAAUUGGACUCAUUGCGGGGGUUGCUCUGAUCAUCGUUUUCCUUUCCUUCUUGUCCAAGGUCUGCGAAAAGCACAAAGGUGGUAAAUAAAGAAUAUAAUAUGUGCACAGUACUGGGAUUGAACUUUUGCCUUUGCUUUUUCUCUGGUAAAUUACUUGUCUUUCGGUAGCUCUUUUGCUACUCUUAGUCUCAUAUGUCCUUUUUGUAAUCAAUCGAUCUUAUUCUUAUCUUUUAAGUUUCCCGCAUAGUCCCCUUUAUAUAAAGAACACCAGCGAAGGUAUAGAUAGAAAUAUAUUAUGGAAAAAAGUUGUUCCAUGAAACAAGUUACACAAGGGUUGCAAUAAGGAGAAAAGCCUCAAAGAUUCCACUCUCUAAUGACCAUUCGUUUUCUUGUCUAGUGUCCACCGAUGUGUACAAAUACUGAACACUUUAGUGAAAGGUGCAGCAUGCAUGCUUUGUUAUAGCCUUUGAUGGUUAUGAUUAAUUAGAGUUUUUACUUACUUUAUA
This is a messenger RNA of Glycine soja, 1507 nucleotides long. Its product is annotated as plasmodesmata-located protein 6-like. The record is from RefSeq and is a predicted model, not a curated record. The transcript is spliced from 3 exons. Lineage: Eukaryota; Viridiplantae; Streptophyta; Magnoliopsida; Fabales; Fabaceae. Gene Ontology annotation, cellular component: plasmodesma. Bases 227 to 1090 code for a protein of 287 amino acids.